Sipha flava (yellow sugarcane aphid) is the source of this 1512-nucleotide messenger RNA. RefSeq names its product probable tRNA N6-adenosine threonylcarbamoyltransferase, mitochondrial (gene Tcs4). The record is from RefSeq and is a predicted model, not a curated record. Bases 260 to 1495 code for a protein of 411 amino acids. Gene Ontology annotation, biological process: tRNA threonylcarbamoyladenosine modification. NCBI's taxonomy places the organism in Eukaryota, Metazoa, Arthropoda, Insecta, Hemiptera, Aphididae. The transcript has 7 exons. Gene Ontology annotation, cellular component: mitochondrion.
UAAUUUAUAAUUAAUAAAGUAAAUAUAAUAUAGUACUAGUCAAUAUUAUAUGUUCUAGAGCUUACUCCCAUUAGGUUGCAUUAUUUUGCAUCAACCUUUCUAGAUGUAUACAACUUGUUUUUGUAAUAAUAAUAUAUUCAUGUCCGAUUAUGAUUUUUAGGUAUAAUUUAAUUUAAAUUUAUUAUUUUUCACAAUAUUUGUCAAUAUACAUCUGCAUUGUUUCAAUACAAUUUGUACCUAAUUUGAUAUAUAUUUUGUGAUGAGAAUCAAUCAAAUUCUUCGUCUCUAUGGUAUACAUUAUUGGAAUACACUGCAAGGUUUUAGAGCAUAUAGCAAAGUAUUGGGCAUUGAGACUAGCUGCGAUGAUACUGGCUGUGCAAUUGUGGAUAGUGACAGGAAUAUCCUUGGAGAAUGCUUACAAUCUCAACAACAAAUACACCUUGAUUUUGGGGGCAUAAUUCCACCAGUAGCCAGGGAUUUGCACAAGCAAAACAUUAACAAUGUUGUAACUGAAGCAUUACAACAGGCUCAAGUUAGUUUAAAUGAAUUAGAUGCCAUUGCUGUUACUGUGAAACCAGGCCUACCUUUAUCACUGUUAGUUGGUAUGAAUACUGCAAAAGAAUUGAGUAAAAUAUCACGUAAGCCAUUGAUACCAAUUCACCACAUGGAAGCUCAUGCUCUAACUGCUAGAUUAGUUGAUAAAAAUUUAAAAUUACCAUUUGUGGUCUUACUUUUAUCUGGUGGACAUUGUUUAUUAGCUGUCGUAAACAAAAUAAAUGAAUUUUUAUUGCUUGGGCAAUCUAUUGAUGAUGCUCCUGGUGAAGCAUUAGACAAAGCUGCUAGACGACUUCAGUUAAAAAAUAUGAAAGAAUUCAGAUAUUGUUGUGGAGGUCAAGCAAUUGAAAAGGCAGCUAUGAAAGGUGAUCCUAAAGCUUUUGAUUUAGGAACAUUCAUGACAAAUUAUAAAGACUGUAAUUUUAGUUACUCUGGCCUAAAGAAUGCUGUAAGAAUGCAAAUUUUAAAAUCAGAAAAAAAACAUGAACUAAAAGGAGAUGAAAUUAUCCCAGAGGUUUAUGAUUUAUGUGCUAGUUUUCAAUAUGCUAUUACUAAACAUAUAUGUACUCGAUUACAAAGAGGUUUUGAAUUUAUUGAUCGAACAAAACUCUUACCAGAAAUAAACCGAACAUUGGUAGUAUCUGGUGGUGUAGCUAGUAAUAUGUUCAUACGAAAACAUCUGAAUCUUGUAUGUGAUAAUAUGAAUUUUAAAUUAGUAGUACCACCUCCUAGACUUUGUACAGAUAAUGGAAUAAUGAUUGCGUGGAAUGGCAUUGAAAAAUUUAAUGAAAAUUUAGAUAUUUACACUUACGAUAAUUUAGAUAAAGUUGAUAUACAAUCAAAAGCACCACUGGGGAAGAACAUUUCACAACAAGUUACAGACAUGGGAAUAAGAUGUCCUUCAGGUUUUUUUAAUAAAUUAUUUGAGCAGAAUAAAUAAAUAUAUUUAUAUACUUA